AUGGGCAAUAUACCAAGUAGAAUGGAAAGCGCAUACGUAGCUCGUAAGGAUCUUGAAGCAUCAAUAAUGAAACGCGAAUGCGAAGCUCGUGAGCGGGAAUUUGCCUUCUGUGGAGAAAAAUUGAAGAAUAAAUCUGAUUUAGAAAGAAAGAAAGCCAAUAUAGAACAUCAACACAAGAUUAAUGAAUUAAUAGCACAAAGAAAACAAACGAAAUUACAUGCUGGGAAAGAAAUUUUGCUCUCCUAUUUGAAUAUGAUGACUUCAAUCAUUGAACAGAAUAAUACCGCAUGUCAUACCGCCAUCUCACUUUCACAACUUAAUAGUGACAAAUUAUCUGACUCAAUGAAUGAGCUUCUGGAUUACUCAAAAAAACAAGUUCAAGAACUCAAGCUUCAGCAAGACGAUGAAUUUGGACGAUUGCUAGAUUUCGCAGUUGAUCGAGGAGUCAUCACGACAGAAAAUAAAUUAUAUCUUAUAGAGUGA
This is a messenger RNA of Diversispora eburnea, 483 nucleotides long. The record is from the annotation of a GenBank genome assembly. Lineage: Eukaryota; Fungi; Glomeromycota; Glomeromycetes; Diversisporales; Diversisporaceae.